AUGAAGUCGCUAUUCAAGGGCAAGAGAUUCUACAUUUACUGUCCUCCUGAUCAUCAGGGUGAAAGAGGGAACGAAAUCGUUGGCGAAGAAGAUUGGGAGAAGGAUAUUAGGUAUUGCAAGAGUGAUAUCGAGUUAUACGGUGGACAAGUCAUCACCUCCCCGAAUUACAACGUCAAUCACAUCCUCAUCCACCCUGCUCAUCUCGAACAAUACCUGUGUGAUUUUAACCACAACCACGAUUAUGGUCGCUCUGAUCUCAAACCCCAUUUGAUUCUUGAUAUUCCCCUUGAGCAAGUCACUCCAAUCGACGAUUGGGAUCAAUACGAAUACGGAAUCUUCCCUUGGACUGUUGAUAAGAUUAUUGAAAGAUAUGGAGACACUGUUCCUUCAGGAACAGGAAAGGAGGUGAUCCUCAAAUUGGAUUGGGUCAAAAGCUGCAUCGGUGCUCAGAGAGUGUUGGAUCAGAGAUACGGUAAAUUCGGGUGGGCAGGGAUGAGCAUUAGAUCUAAAAUCGCUGUUAAAAGCGAAUCCGAAAAUGGUCCGAGUGUUCCGUCGACACACUCGAUUGAGAUACUAGAUGAAGAUCUUGACUCUGUUUUCUCCACGCCAAGAGUACGAUCCGAAGAUCUUCAUGACGAUGACGAGGUUCAUGAUUAUCAUCGUCACCACGGUGGCGAGACUGAGCAACAGAUCAGCGUGCAGGUUGGUGAAGAACGAGAGGAAAGGAUCUCAGCUGAUCACUCCGAUCAUUCGGAUGGCUCCGCACCUCCUUCUGUCGAUCAAACCAGCGACGAGAUCAUGACAGCCAGCGGACCCAGCUCAGCUAUUUCGGGUCAAGAAAUAGAUGAGAAAUGGGAGAAUGACAUUCACGCUGAGCUCGAUCGACUCCUGGGUCAGAAGGGGAAAGAGAAGACAGUAAUAGAUCAAGCAACACCAGUGGGAUCCCUGAGGAUUCAUCUUCGUAAAGGAGCUUCACUUCUCAAGUUUAUUGUUGAGGACUUGGGCCAUACCACGAGUACAAUCGAAGUCGCCGAUGUCAUCGUUCUUCAGAGACUUUACGAUGGACCUCACUCACUUCGAAGUAAGACCGAAGGCGAACGACAACUUAUCGAAUCCGCCAAAGAACAUCAGAAGGUCGUGUCCUCACAAUGGUUGAUCGAAAGUCACAAAGCUCGUCAGACCAUCAAUACUCGUAUUCACGGGGCAUUCGGAUGCACCGCCAACUCGGACAAAAUGUCAUUUUUCUGCCUUCUUGUCUAUUUUGCUCAUCACUCAGCUUAUCAAGCUGCAUUUUGA
Kwoniella mangroviensis CBS 8507 is the source of this 1296-nucleotide messenger RNA. RefSeq lists its product as uncharacterized. Bases 1 to 1296 code for a protein of 431 amino acids. Lineage: Eukaryota; Fungi; Basidiomycota; Tremellomycetes; Tremellales; Cryptococcaceae. The record is from RefSeq and is a predicted model, not a curated record. The transcript is spliced from 6 exons.